Molecule: messenger RNA, 6027 nt
Organism: Zygotorulaspora mrakii
Lineage: Eukaryota; Fungi; Ascomycota; Saccharomycetes; Saccharomycetales; Saccharomycetaceae
Gene: UBR1
Product: E3 ubiquitin-protein ligase UBR1
Exons: 1
Coding region: 1-6027 (2008 amino acids)
Biological process (GO): protein ubiquitination; ubiquitin-dependent protein catabolic process via the N-end rule pathway
Cellular component (GO): ubiquitin ligase complex; cytoplasm
Molecular function (GO): zinc ion binding; ubiquitin protein ligase activity
Source: RefSeq, a predicted model, not a curated record
AUGGAUUCUGAUUUAACGUUAAAGGAGUUACAGAGACAUAUAAGAAGCACACUACGAUCCAUUCAUGAUCUUGAAUAUACAAGACAUGUGAGAGGGCCAACUGAGCGGACGGAAAUGGAUAAAAUGCUGCGAGAGGUAGUAUUUACAUAUUUGUACUUUUCGAUAUCGAAUGGGGGACAAAGUUUACCUGUACUUUUUCCGCGGCCUAAUCAGAAGAUAAGCGAAGAAGGUAAUGAAGGUGUGGAUUUUUAUCCACGAUCUUACGAGGAUGUUUUCAGCGCACAUAAAGUAGCAGACUCCGUUCGUAAACCCUUUUAUUCGGUGGAUGAGUCGAGAUCACACAAGAGUCAUAAGCACACGGGUAGAUCAUGCGGUAGAAAAUUUCUGGUUGGAGAACCAAUCUAUAGGUGUUUAGAAUGUGGAUAUGAUGACACAUGCGUACUGUGCAUUGAUUGUUUUAAUCCCAUGGAUCACAAGGGACAUCAUGUUUACACAGAAAUUUGUGCCGAUUUUAAUACUGGGAUAUGUGACUGUGGUGAUCCAGAGGCUUGGAAUAACACUCUACACUGUAAAGCUGAAGAGGAUGAAGUUGAUGACGUUGAUUCAGUGGAUUUUUCGGAUGAAAAGUAUUCUGGUAUUUUUGAGAUAGUAUUGAGCGAAGUAUUUGAUUACUUUAUUGAUGUUUUCAAUCAAAAUAUAGAACCACUGCCCACUUUGCAGAAGGAUAUCACCUUGAAGUUGAGGGAAAUGAUUCAGCAAGGAAAGUUAAUGGAAAGAGCAGAAUUUUUGAAGGCACUUGCUUAUAAAAAUGAAUUUAUCAUGAGCGAUUCGCGUAGUCCAGAUAAUAUAGAUGAGGUUGACGUUUUAUUUAAAACCUCGAUACCGUCAGGGCUAAUGGAUUUGAAAAAUUAUACUGUUAUAAUAUACAAUGAUGAGUACCAUAAUUAUUCACAGGCAACGACAGCUCUUAGACAAGGUGUUCCUGACAAUAAACAUACAGAUCUUUUGGCUUCUAAAAUCGAUUCGGAGGGACGUGCAAUGCUCAAAUGCUCAACUAAUCUAUCAGACGUCAUUGGAGGCUUUUUUGCAGUACAAACAAACGGUUUAAGUGCAACCUUGACGACUUGGUCUGAAUAUAUCCAUCAGGAAACAUGUAAAUAUAUCAUUUCCUGGCUCUCUCAUUGUUUGAAUGUGCCUAAUCCAAGUUUUCAGAACAGUUUUCGAAGCUCAAUGGGCAAAGUUUUGUGUUCAGAAUAUACAGAAGCUUCUAACACAGUUGACGUGACAAGGAUUAUACAGAAAUACUUUGGUAAUAAAUGUGACGAAACCAAUCCGUGUAGAUUCGCUGAUUUAUCUGUCCUCGAUGAAGGUAAUAAGAUACCUUUCGGCCACCAUAAAAUAUUGGCUGAAACAAGUUUGGAUUCGAUAUCCAACAAUAUCAAUGAAGUGUACAUGUCUAAGUCAAGAGCCUAUACAAAUAGUAGGUUACAACAUAUAUUCUAUUUCGAUAAUAGGUAUUGGAAGAAACUGAGAAAGAGUAUACAAAAUGUCAUCAUUCCAACUUUAUCCUCAUCUAAUAUUUAUAAACCUUUGUUUUGUGCGCAAGUGGUUGAGAUAUUCAAUCAUAUUUCAAGAUCAGUGGCAUAUAUGGAUAGAGAACCCCAAUUGACAGCGCUUAGGGAAUGUGUCGUUCAAUUAUUCACAUGUCCCACGAACGCCAUGAUGAUUUUCAACAGCGGAGCUUUUAAGGAUGUCCUUUGGUCCGUAAUAGAUAUUUUCAGGGAGUUUUCCAAGUUAGAGGGUGGCUUAUUGGUAUGGCAAAGAGUCCAAAAGAGUAAUCCUACAAACAGCUAUACCCUGUCAUUUAGACAAGGCUUAUAUGCCGUAGAAACAUUGUUGAGUAAAGUAACUGAUUGCAAUAUUUUGCUCAAGCCUGCGGAAUUCAUUUCCAUUGUAACACUUUGCAAGCUUUUCAAUGGUGCUUGGAAAAUCAAAAGAAAAGAAGGUGAACACGUUUUGCAUGAAAAUCAGCAUUUUAUUCCAUAUUCGGAAUAUACAACUUCCAUUUAUACCAUCAUUGACACCAUUGAUAAAAUACUCGACAAUUCAAAGACCAAUAUCGAUUUAAGCUUACUUUUGAAUGCCAUUAAACUUUUGACAACAUUUUUAGGUCAUAGGUCCCUUAGUUACGCAAUUGUGGAUGAUUCUCAAGAUAUUAUCAAAUUUGAAGUACACAAGGACAGAGUUGCAUUUAUGAACCCUGUUCAUACUCUUUUUUCCUUUUUGAUCGAAAAAGCACCACUAAAUUCUGCCUUAAAAGCUACCACCGGUUGCUCAGACUUCCUUAUUAUUUCCGAUUUUGCAUUAAGAUCUGUAGUCUUGUGCGCUCAAAUUGAUGUUGGGUUCUGGGUACGGAAUGGUAUGUCCGUACUACACCAAUCUUCUUAUUACAAAAACAAUCCGGAGUUAAGUUCCUAUACUAGGGAUAUUCAUCUGAAUCAAUUGGCUUUUUUGCGUGAAAGUGAUGAUAUACCACGGGUGAUCUAUAAUACUCUCGAUAGAUGGGAACUUCUAAAGCGGUUCAAAGGUGAUGUAGAUUUUGAUAAAACGAUAUAUGAAGAUAAAAUCAACCCCAUCAUUCAACAAUUUAUCGCCUUCAUUUACCAAGUUUUGACUGAAAGACAAUUCUUCGUCAAGUUUCCCUCAGCAAAGGAAAAGAAAAUAUUUCACAUUGAAAAUGCUAUAAUGCACACUUUAUGCAAUGAGCCUGUAUCGUACUCAAAAUUACUAAGAUCGAUUCCUGACUAUCUGACGGAAGAUGCAGCAGAUCUAGAGUCAGCUUUGAAGAAAGUUUCUGUAUUUGUGGAACCUACAGGCUUGGCCGACAGCGGCGUAUUCAAAUUGAAAAAUGAGUAUUACUCCAAAGUGGAUCCUCUCAAACUUUUGAACAUAGCUAAUGAAUUUGAAACAAGCGCUGCAAUAAUAAAAGGUCAACUGGCCAAGGGAAAGAAGGAAAUCGCAAAAGUGGUGUUACAACCGCAAAUUUUGCCGCCAGAUAUGUUAGAUGGAAAUGCCGGGAGAUUAGGAGAGUUUACCAGAACAGACUUAUUCGCUAAACUAAUAUAUAAGCUUCUUCAAGUUUCAAUUGAAAGAUCGGACGGGGCAUUUUUGUAUGAAUUGCUCCAUUUAAUUCAUGCCAUAUUCAAGGAUGAUGAGCUUGUCAAUGGAAAAGACUCUGUUCCCAAAGCUUAUUUAUCAAAGUCAAUCUGCAAUCAGUUAUUGCUAAUAUCAAAUGCAAGUCAAGCAACUUUUUCCGAUUUCAUAAGGCGGAAAGCAGAUUAUUUAUUGGAAAACAUGAUACUUAAGAGACCUGCUGAAAUUUUUGACUCUUUAAUAACUAGUUUUGGUCAUCAAUAUGUCGAGGACUAUAAAGCCAAGAGAGUCGACCAGGGUAUCAAACUUGAAGAAGAUGAGAAAGCUCGAAAGAAAAGGCUGGUUAAGAAACGUCAAGAAAAGCUGCUAGCUAAAUUCAACAACCAGCAGAAGAAGUUCAUGAAAGAAAACGAGUCAACAUUCACUCAUAAUGAGGGUUCUGGCAAUGAUUAUGAUGCUGACAUGAAAGACGAGUCUUUGUAUGAGUCAGAGGAUUUUGCAUGUUCUUUGUGCCAAGAUGACACUUCAACAGAUCUCUUUGUUAUGCCUGUGUACCAUGAUCAUACACCCAUCUUCCGUCCUGGUGACAUUUUGAACCCUAAGGAGUUUGCAACUGAAUGGACUGGAUUUUUUCAAGACGACCAGAAACUUACCUACCAUGACGAUGAGACCUUAAAAGUUUUACAAAAUAAUGGUAGUUUGGGCUCGCGAAAAGUUGUUGUUUCUUGUAACCACAGCAUUCACCAUAGCUGUUUCAAACGAUAUGUUCAGAAGAAGCGGUUUUCCACUAAUGCAUUUAUAUGUCCGUUAUGUCAGACCUAUUCCAACUGUGUUUUACCUAUUCGCCCAACUUCUAAAGUGAAUACAGGAUUAACACUGGACUCUCUAGUGAAUGAAGAGAUUUCUGUUGAUAUUCUGUCCAAAUUAUUUGGAGCCAUGAGUGCAGCAGAGUUUAAAAAUGUAUACUCAACUUUUAACCUAGUGAAUCUACACUCUCAUUCCUAUGAUAGGACAGCUCGAAAUACACCUGGUUUUGAAAAUAAGGACACAUCAUUCAUUUUAUCUGUCCAUUGGGCAAAUACAGUUUCUAUGCUAGAGAUAGCUUCCAGGUUAGACUCUCCAACCGAUGCAAGCUUUUUACGGGGCAAAGAGCAGAAGUAUAAGACUCUCAAAUAUACUUUAGUUUCAAUUUUAUUAAUGUGCUAUGGGAUAGGAAAACCAAACCCAAGCUUUGAUCCAUACGCGGACUUGGAUGUAAUUUGGCAUGAAAAUCAACUAUUUCAAUACAUUGUUAAAAAGUGUUUGUAUUCAAACGAGUCUUUAAAAGACACUGUAUCGAGGGCCUUUGCUCACUACUCGAAGCAGCAUCUCGAUAUGUUUAUCAGUGGCCUUCAGUCGAAAGAUACAGAGUUGUUGUAUAACAAAGCGUUGAGCUGUGGAGGUCUAAUAAAUGCACGUGAUGCUGGAGUAUUGUCUGCUUUGAGAAUGAUAAUCGCGCCGCAGGUAAACGAUCCUAAACUUUUGAGUAUAACUUAUGAUUUGGCUUACACCUCUUUGAUCAAGAAUAUUUUGCCAACCAUUAGACGCUGCUUAAUUCUCUUAAAAGUAUUUCAUGAUCUGUUGAAGGACAAAGAUGACGAUGAGUUUAUAAUCAAUGACACUGUCGUGGAAGAGAUAAUCAUACCCUCUGACCUCCCCAGAUUUGUUGAUGGCUUUUUGAAAGUCACUACUCAUUAUAAUUCUUUGUCUCAAUUAUUGUGUGUUGGUUGUGCAAAAUUGGAACCUAGUAAUGAGCGAUAUUUACAGAACAUUCCAUUUGAGUACUCUGGUGUUAUAAAACUAAUCAAUUUGGCAAAGUAUCUAAAUACUUAUGUGACGAACACCAAGAGAAUAGGAUUACGAGAAGAACAUUCAGCUCAUCUCCCAAAUGCCAAAAAUAGGUUAGAUUUCAAAAUAUGUUUAACAUGUGGGGUCAAAGUUCAUCUGCGAAUGGAUCGUCAAGAAAUGUCUAAACAUUUGUGCAACUAUUGUUUUAAACCUUUUGGGGCUUUUCUGGUACCUAACACAAAUGAGGUCUGUCUCUAUCUCCUGCAGCCAGCAUCAAAAAUUUACGUCUCUGCACCUUAUCUGAAUUCACACGGUGAGGCUGGCAGAAACGCCAUGAAAAGAGGGGACUUGACAACGUUAAAUUUGAAGAGGUACGAAUAUCUAAAUAAAUUGUGGAUCAAUAAUGAAAUUCCUGGUUAUAUAAGCAGAGUGAUGGGUGAUGAAUUUAGAGUCAACAUUUUAUCCAAUGGGUAUAUAUUUACUUUCAACAGGAAUUUUCGUCUUCGGAGAGCCCCAACCCGUGAUGACGGCGAGGAUGAUGAUUUUGAUGAUGAUGCUGAACCUUUUGGUGGUCAUUCUAGUGAUGAAGAUGAAAGAGAUAUAGAAAUGGUGGAUGAUCGUAUAGCUGAUCUGGGUGACGGUGCAUUUUUAACGAAUAUGGGCAAUCCUGAAAUAACUAAUCAAGAAAAUGGGACUACAGCUUUGAACGCAUUGGAUAAUAUCAGAAAUGCAAUCGCAAAUGGAUUCAAUGGCGGUGAUGCUCCAGAUCCUGCGAGACUAUUGUACUUUUUCCCACCAGAAAUGAGAGGGCUGAAUGUGCUUGUAGACAUGGAAGAAGAUGACGAGAUAUUGGAUAAUGCAAACGACGCAGAAAGUGUCCAGGAAGUGGCAAACGAUCAUGCGGAACAUGGGCAAGAGGAGCAGGAAGCUGUUGAAGUGAACAAUGAAGAACAAAAUUUGGAACAGGAACGCGAGCAUGAGCAUGAGCAUGAGCAUCAACAUGAACAAGGAUUUUCAGAGAACACAAAUUUAGAUCCUACAGUUUGA